CGGGCGGUGCCGCCGCCCGGGCAGCGCGGGGGGUUCGGCGGCGGAGCGGGGGCUGCGCUCGUGACUUCGCUUCUCCCCGCAGAGAGGCGCCGGCACCGCUGAGGGGACGAGGCGCUUUUUUCCCGGCCGGUGGCGGCGGGGCGGCACCGGACCCAGGAGGACCGAGGGAAGGAUCGGCGGAGCAGCAUCCCGGCACGGGUCGUCCCGUCCCUGCCCUGCUCGGUGCGUCCCAUCGCGGCCCGCUGCCGCCGGCCCGGGCCAUGGGCCGGCCCGACUGAGAGCCCGCGGAGCGUCCGGCAGCCCGGCCGGUGCUGCCCGGAGCGCCGAGGCGGGGCCGCAGCAGCGCGGGGAAGAUGCGCUCGGCGGCGCGGACAGCCGCGUUCCUCCUGCUCUGCGGGGUGGCCUUGGGUCUCUACUUCCCCAGGAAGGAGUACCUGGAGAAUGUCUACAUUGAUGCUCCAGUGGGAAUGCCGCUCCUGCACAUCCAUGCCUUGAAGGAUUCACGUGAGGAAGCAGCCCACUUUCAUCUGUGCCAGAAUCUCAUAAUUUCUCGAGCAAGAUCACAUGAAAAUAAUUGGUUCCAAAUCAGAGAAAAAACAGGACUUCUCUACCUCAGCAAAAGCCUGGAUAGAGAGGAUUUUAACAUGCUGUCUGUAGGAAAUUGGAUGCCAUUAUCCAAGGUGAUGCUGUAUGUCUUCCUUUCAUCCCACCCUUUCCAAGAGAGGGAAUGUGACUCCGCUACACGCACCACGGUUUUUCUCUCUUUGAUCAAUGCUACUGCACCAGCUUGCAGUUCCCUGACAGCAAGGCAGCUUUGCUUCACAGAAAUGGAUCUCUCCUUUCACAUCAAGGAGAAUAAACCACCUGGUACAUUUCAUCAGCUCCAGUUACCCUCAGUUCAUCAUCUGUGUCAGAAUCUCAGCAUUUCCUACAAAUUGCUUGCAGCAGAAGGUGUUCCCUUUCGGUACAACGAGAACACCACCAGCGUGCGGGUGACGCGGAGCCUGGAUCGGGAGGAGAGGGAGAGAUACGAGCUCAUUGCCAAGUGCACCGUCAGAGAGGGAUUCAGGGAAAUGCAGGUUGAGGUGCCUUUCCUGGUGAACGUGUUAGAUGAAGAUGACUCUCCUCCCUUCCUUCCCAAUGGCACUGAUACUGCAGAUGCUGUCGUGGAGUUCAACAGGAAAGAGGGCACUGUUCUUUCCACGCUGACUGUGUACGAUGCAGACACCACACCUAUCUACCCCCUUGAAAGCAGCAGAAAGAAAUACACAGGAACCAUCAUUACUGAUGAUCCCUGGAUAAGUGAAACAUUUCGUGUAGAGCACAUCUUUGAUGAAAUCCACUUCAACCCAAAUGGCAGCCAAGUGAGGGGAACUCGGCAUGAGUACAAACUGGUACUGAAUAAAAGCAUUUCAGUCACAGAGCAUCGUUCCUUCCAGCUGGAUGUUUUGGUGAAUGACACAGAAUUUCAGGGCCCAGAAAGAUCGGUGAUGCUUCAUUUCAAUGUCUCCAUCCUCCCUGUCAGCAUCCAGUUUUCAAACAUAACUUACCAGUUCACAGUGAACAGAAAUGCUGAACGCUUCGCACAAAUAGGAAAGAUCUGCAUUGAGAACUGCAUGAAAUUCCGUGGUGUAAACAUCACCUACAAGUUGCUGUCCCCCAACGCGAGCUGCUAUCCUGUCAGCAUUCUGCAAGGCCGGGAGGAUAAAUAUGGGAGCCUUUAUGUGAACGAUUCCUCUGUGCUGCGCAGACCUGAGUGCAAGGAAAUACAGUACACUGUUCAAGCUACUGACAAGCAGAGCAGGAAACACACCAAAACCCUCCUCACUGUUGUCCUGGAAGGGACUCUUUUAAGAAAAGAAGAGGACUGCCCUGACUCUUGUGCUAUAAGUAAGCACCGUGCUGAAUGUGAAGAGUGUGGUGGCCUGGGAGUGCUAACAGGAAGAUGCCAGUGGAGACAGGGGAGUGGGAAAGGGAUCACCACAAACUAUUCCACGUGCACCCCCAGCAUCAAGACUUGUCCGGAUGGCAUCUGUGAUGUGGUGGAGGGCAGAGACCCGGCUGUGUGCCCCCAAGACUGCACAAGUGGAAACAUUAUUGGUGGCCAUGGGAAGGGCAUUGGAAAUCUUGGAAUUAAGUCGGGACAUGGGAUUUGUUACUGCUUCCCAAGACAGAACUGUUAUUGUGAGAAAGAUGAUAUCAAAGAGCAACUGUGUGAUGAUGUGUGCAAGACCGUGAUCACAGCAGCAGUGGUGUUGUGCUUCGUCAUCUCCGUGCUGGUUUCUUACUAUUGCAUCCACCGUUACCACAAGAACUCCCCGAAGCCGCCCAUCGCCUCCGCGGAAAUGACGUUCCGGCGCCCGGCGCAGUCCUACCCCAUCAGCUAUUCUUCCAGCAAUGUCCGCCGGCCUUCCCUGGAUUCCAUGGAGAACCAGGUGUCCGUAGACACCUUUAAAAUCCCUGAAGAUCCAAAGUGGGAAUUCCCUCGGAAGAACCUAGUCCUGGGCAAGACUCUUGGAGAAGGAGAAUUUGGGAAGGUCGUCAAGGCGACAGCGUUCCGACUCAAGGGAAGGGCUGGCUAUACCACUGUGGCAGUGAAAAUGUUAAAAGAAAAUGCUUCCCAGAGUGAGCUGCGAGAUCUCCUGUCAGAGUUCAACCUUCUGAAACAAGUCAACCAUCCUCAUGUCAUCAAACUUUAUGGAGCCUGCAGUCAAGAUGGCCCGCUGUAUUUAAUUGUGGAAUACGCCAAAUACGGCUCCUUGCGCAGUUUCCUCAGGGAAAGUCGAAAAGUGGGCCCGAGCUACGUGGGCAAUGAUGGCAACAGAAAUUCCAGUUAUUUGGAUAACCCUGAUGAGAGAGCCUUAACGAUGGGAGACCUGAUAUCGUUUGCAUGGCAGAUAUCCCGAGGGAUGCAGUACCUCGCAGAGAUGAAGCUCGUGCAUCGGGAUUUAGCAGCCAGGAACGUGUUGGUGGCAGAAGGGCGCAAAAUGAAGAUUUCUGAUUUUGGCCUCUCACGUGAUGUAUAUGAAGAGGACUCGUAUGUAAAGAGGAGCAAGGGUCGAAUCCCUGUGAAGUGGAUGGCCAUAGAGUCCCUAUUUGACCAUAUCUACACAACACAAAGUGAUGUAUGGUCAUUUGGAGUUCUGCUAUGGGAGAUUGUUACUUUAGGAGGCAAUCCUUACCCAGGUAUUGCUCCUGAAAGACUCUUUAACCUCCUAAAAACAGGCUAUAGAAUGGAGAGGCCAGAAAACUGCAGUGAAGAAAUGUACAACCUCAUGUUGCGCUGUUGGAAGCAAGAACCUGAUAAAAGACCAACAUUUACUGAGAUCAGCAAGGAACUAGAGAAGAUGAUGGUGAAGAGUAGGGACUACUUAGACCUUGCGGCUUCCACCCCCUCCGAUUCCUUACUGUACGAUGAUGGGCUCUCAGAAGAGGAGACACCUCUCGUGGACUGUAAUAAUGCUCCCCUCCCUCGAACCCUCCCUUCCACAUGGAUUGAAAACAAACUCUAUGGCAUGUCAUACCCGAACUGGCCUGAGGAGAGCCCCGUUCCACUCACAAGAUUCGAUGGCACUAACUCUGUGUUUUCAAGAUAUGCAAAUGAUAGUGUAUAUGCUAACUGGAUGGUUUCACACUCAGCGGCAAAAUUUAUGGACAAGUUUGAUAGCUAAAAUUUUCUUUGUGAAAGGUAAUGGACUCCUGAGGAAAACAAGGAGGCAAAGAGUGGGAAGUCCAUUGGCUCGUUCUUUGUACAAUCAACAACUAACUUUUAAAUUGGCAAAUCCCUUUAUUAGUAGUUUUUAAAGUGUGUUAUUUAUGCUGAAGACUAUAAUUGGUACUCUCCCCUUUCAGAAAACAUAUCAAGCUGGAUAAGAGUUGUAGUUCUGGUACUUCCUUCUAAGUUGCCAGUUUGCAAAUGGUUCCAUUUGGCAACUUCUUAGUGCAAAUGGCCUUGCACUUCAUCCUCAGUGUUUUUUUAGACUAACCAUCCUGUGUUACAGCAUUCUGGGAUGGUAAUAUGUACUUGAACUGCUACUUUUAUAGUGGCUGUUAGCAUACAACCACUUGAUCUAAGCAGGAAGCACAAACAAUAUAUAGAAGGGAGGAGGGAAACAGGCUCCCAGAUUACUGAGCUUGCUAUCAAAUGACAAGUGUUAGAAUGACGUUGGCACUAACAAAGCCAAUAUCUUGGUUUGGAAGCAAACAUUUAGUAACUCAAUAGAGGACUUGAGAUUCAACAUUUGAAGUCUUGUAAAAUGUAUUGUCUUGUCUUAAUGAGAAGAAAAUUUGUUUUAUUAGUCUUAACUUCUUACCUUUAGCACAAUGGAGAUAAAUUUGAUACAAGAUAAGCUGUAUAGACUGAUGGCAAUCAAGAGUGUUUGUCUGACACAUUUACGUUCCAUCAUUGACAUAUUAGUAAUGUUAAAGCAUACAAUCCUGUACAACCAUAGCUUCUUUUAUGAGUUAAAAAUAGUCCAUACGGGAUUUUUAGAUUGAAUUCAUAGAAUAGAAUAGUCACAUCAUCGAAUGGUUUGUGUUGGAAAGGAACUUGGAGGUCAUCUAGUUCCAACCCCCUGCCCCCCAGCCCACUUCUCUGUUGUGGGGAGGGAUAUCUUCCACUAAAGCAGGUUGCUCAAAUUCCCAUCCAGCCUGGACUUGAACACUGCCAGGGAGGGAUGUGGCAUCCACCACUUCUCUUGGAAACCUGUUCCAGUACCGCACCACCUUCACAGUAAAGAAUUUCUUCUUAAUAUCUAACCUAAACCUGCCACCUUUUAGUUUAAAGCCAUUCCCCUUCUCCUAACAUUACAUGCCCCGUAAAAGACUCCCUGUCCAGCUUUCCUGUAGGCCCCCUUUAGGUACUGAAAGGCUGCUCUAAGGUCUCCCCAGAGCUUUCUCUUCUCCAGGCUGAACAGCCCAAACUCUCUCAGCCUGUCCUUAUAGGUGAGGUGCUUAGCCCUGUGAUGGUCUUUGUGACCCUUGUCUGGACUCACUCCAACAGAUCCAUGAACUCAUUAUGCUGGAGCGUCCAGGGCUGAUGCAGCACUCCAGGUUGGGUCUCACAAGAAUAGACUAGAUGGGGAGAAACCCCUCCUUGACCUGCUGCCCAUGCUGCUUUUGAUGUAGCCUGGGAUACAGUUGGCUUGUUGGGCUGUAAAAGCACAUUCCCUGGUGAUAUUGAACAUCUUCCAUUCUCCAACCAGCCUUUGUGCUUGGGAUUGCCCUGACCCAGGUGCAGGACCUUGUUUUGCCUUGUUGAACUUCAUGAGGUGUUUGUGGGCCCACCUCUCAAGCCUGUCAAGGUCCCUGUGGAUGGCAUCCCUUCUCUCCAGUGUGUCAGCUGCACCACACAGCUUGGUGUCCUUGAAAAACUUGCUGAGGGUGCCCUCGAUCCUGCUGUCAAACAUUGCCCAUCCCAAUACCAACCCCUGAGGAACGGCAGUCUUCACUGGUCACCACUUGGACAUCAAACUGUUGACAGCAACUCGGAGUGUGACCAUCCAGCUGAUUCCUUAUCCACCACGUGGUCCAUCCGUCAAAUCCGUGCCUCUCCAGUUUGAAGACAAGUAUGUCACGUAAGACAGUGUCAAAUGCUCUGCACAAGUCCAGGUAGAUGGCAUCACUCUUAUCCACCAGCACUGUACUUCUGUCAUAGAAGGAUAUUUGUGGGGUUUGCCCUUAGUGAUGCCAUGUGGGCUGUCACCAAUCACUCUUCCAUAUUUUGUCAUCAGGUUCCUUAGCUGGUUUGGAACCUGAUCUUCCCCUUUGGUGGGUGGUUCUUUAUUCUCACAGUCCCUGCCUUUGCCACUCAGCAAAGGGGCUUGUGUAAACUUGGGCCUCAGUGGCUGAAGAACUUGCUGGUGAAGACUGAGGCAAAAAUGUCAUUGAGUCAGCCUUCUCAGUGUCCCAGGUAACCAAGUCUCCCAUUUCUUUCUGGAGUGGGCUCUCACUUUCACCAGUGUACCUGUAGAAGUUUUUUUUUUGUUGCCAUUGAUGUCCCUGGCCAGAUAGAUUUCUAUAAGGGCUUUAGCUUUCCUGACCUGAUCCCUGGCUGCUUGGACAAUUUAUCUAUAUUCCUCUCAGGCUAUGAGUCCUUGCUUUCACCCUUUUUCUGUGGGGGAAACAUAGGCUUCCUCUUGUGUUUGAGUUUGCCCAGGAGCUCCUUGUUCAUCCAUGCAGGUCUCCUGAUGUUUUUUUGCCUGGCUUCCUCUUUGUUGCAUCGCUCCUGACCUUUUAAGAGGUGAUCCUUGAAUAUUAACCAGCUUUCUUGGGUCACUCUUCCUUCCAGGGCUUUAUCCCAUGGUACUCUACCCAGAGGAUCCCUGAAGAGGCCAAGGUGUGUCCUCCUGAUGUCCAGGUUAGUGAGCUUGCUGUGUGCCUCCUCGCUGGCCUGAGGAUCUUGAAGUCCACCAUUCUGUGUCACUGCAGCCAAGGCUGCCCUUGAGAUUCACGUUCCCCACCAGCCUCUCCUUGCUGGAAAGAACAAGGUCCAGCAUGGCAACUCUCCUCAUUUACUCCUCUGUCACUUCAAGAAGCAACCUACCCAUGUAUUCCAAGAAUCCCCUGGAUUGCUCAUCCCCUGUGUGUUGUCCCUUCAAUGGAUAUUGGGGUAGCUGAAGUCCCCCGUGAGGACCAGAGCUUGUGAAUAUGAGGCAGUGCCUGUCUCUCUGUAGAGGGUCUCAUCUGCUUGGGUCUCAUCUCCUGGCUGGGUGGCCUUAGACCCCCACUAUAAUGUCACUUUUCCUUGCCCUCCCUUUAAUCCUGACCCAUAAACUCCUCAUCCAACCCCAGUACAGCUCCAAACACUCCAUGUGGUCAUGGACUUAGAGGGCAACACCCCUUUCUUCUGUUCCUGUCUAUUCUUCUGAAAGGGCCUGUAUCCUUCCACUCCAACACUCGUCAUAGGAGCCAUCCUACCACAUAUCUGAUGCCAGUAAGAUCACAGUCCUGCAGGUGUGCACAGUCUCCUACUGCUCUUGUUUAUCCCCCAUGCUAUGUGCAUUUGCACAAAGGCAUUUUUGUUGAGCCCCUGAUGGAGCAGACUUACUGGCAGGAAUGGCUGGAAUUCCCUUGCACAGCACUUCAGGUUCUGUCUUGCAAUCCCUCUCCAGACUCUGGGCAUCCCUUGCUGGUGCUGGCAUCAAAUGAGUAGGAGUGGAAUGGAUUGAGGAUUCCCUCUCCCAGCAACUUCAAUUUAAUGUCUUCUUCAUCAGCUUGGCAAACCUGUGACCAGAGAUGCUCUGCCCAUUCCCUGGCAGAUGGGCCCACAUCAGAUUCUGUCAGCCCAGGUUUUCAUUGCGAGUCCCCAGGGGCAGCCAGACCCCUGGCUGUGGCACUAGACCCCUAACCAUUUGCUGAUUUGCUAGAUUCACCUGGGCCUUUCAAAGCCCUUCCCUUUGACAGGGAGGACUGAUGAAAAAGCUGCCAGCACUUGAGUCCCUCACCGCCACUCCCAGGGAUCUGUAAUAUCCUUGGUCUUCCUCAGACCAAUCCUGGCUGUAUCCCUUGUGCCACGUCAAACACCAGCACAGAUAAUGGUCAGGAGACUGUGUGAGGCUUGGCACGAGGCUCUGGGUGACAUCCCUGCUACAGCUCUCUGGUAAUCUGUCAGGUUGAUAAGUGGGUCCCUCUGUGCCUCUCAGAGGAGAGUUCCCUGCUACUCUCAUCUGUCAACUUUGCUUGUGCUGGUUGUUACACAGGGAGCAGAUGGGGCUGCCUUACUCAGCUUCAGCCUCACUUCUGAUGUGAUGGGUCCUCCCUCUCCAGCCUGCAGAGUGCUGAAGUGGUUCUGCAGGGGCACCUCAGGCUUCAGGGAAAUCUCUUCCUCCCACAGGUCAUUUCAAGGGUUCAUUCUUCUGCCUUACUGACACCCCCCUCCUGUCUGUGUGUGCAUGGUGGGGGAGUUUUUGCCUCUUUACUGCAGGCUGCCCUUGGAACCAGCCAUCCAACUUCUUCACAGCCUGAAGUUGUCUUCUCACCCCCUCCUGCAGCUAUGCCACAGGACAUCCUCUGCCUCAGCAUACCUUUUGCAGAUAUUCAAAUACAGAGAUUUUGUUUGCAGUAUUCUUAAGUGGGUUGGAGACCACCUCUCAGCUCCAAAAGGCAUAUACUGCCAUGCACAGAACACUGCCAUCAUAUAAUUCCAAAUAAACCUAACACCUUGAAAGUAACAAAUAAAAAACCAGUUGCACAGCAAAAUUGGUCUAAAACACUGCUGUUGAAACUACACAAGGAAAAUGUCACUGGAAUUAUUUAAGGGGAAAUACAAAAAUGUUGUCCUUACAAAAGUGACUUGAUAUUUGGGAGAACAAUCAGACUGUGAGUCAUGUUCUGUGUGGAAGAGUAAAUGAUCAGCACUACUUUUGUCUUUAUUUGUAAUCUACCAUGGUUAAGGGUAACCUUUAGUUUGCUACAAAUGUUGGGAUGUAAAUCCCGAGUGACUCGUUGUUAGCGUUGUGAUGGUUAUUCUAAAUAAUCCAAUUCUACCAAAGCUUGCUCCUGUCACAGUCCAAUUUAGAUGUUUCAGAUCUGUUUUCGGAUGUUGUUUUGUGUAUCAACUUUAUGUUUCCAUUAAAGUCUGUGAUUUCAGAAA
Molecule: messenger RNA, 8593 nt
Organism: Poecile atricapillus (Black-capped chickadee)
Lineage: Eukaryota; Metazoa; Chordata; Aves; Passeriformes; Paridae
Gene: RET
Product: ret proto-oncogene
Exons: 20
Coding region: 354-3671 (1105 amino acids)
Biological process (GO): positive regulation of kinase activity; cell surface receptor protein tyrosine kinase signaling pathway; protein phosphorylation
Cellular component (GO): axon; membrane; signaling receptor complex
Molecular function (GO): transmembrane receptor protein tyrosine kinase activity; ATP binding; calcium ion binding
Source: RefSeq, a predicted model, not a curated record